CUUUCGAGCCGGCGACGAAACAACAAUUCAUUCGAGCUAGCAACGCGUUGUGAGCGAUAGUUGUGGAAAAAAUUGUGUGAGAUCUAAUAAUUGCAGACGGUUUCUAGCAAACUUGUGUUAAAGAAAAAAAAUAACCAUUGCAAAUUAAUUACUGCAGUGUUCAUAUAAAAAAUAAAUUAAAAUAAAAUAAAGCUAUACACAAAAGUGUAGCUAAAGAUAACUAAAAUACUUACAAUAAUUGAAUAAAGACGUGGUUGUGCAAUAUUUUUGAGCGUUAAAGCUACCACCGGCGUUCAAAAAGUUUACGCGAUAGUACUCAAAAGCAAUCAAGGCGAUAGAAACAAAGAAAUAUUUGCUGUCAAAUUGAAGCUGAAAAGUUUUCAUCAGCUUAAUCCCGCAUUUUCCAACACCUCAUCAGUUGCGUUAAAGUCGUCACCAUUGCUCCUCAACCAGUAAGCAGUACAAUGAAUGGUCAAAGCUAUGAGCUGAACCAUACGAAUGGUGAUAUCAUAUCACAGAAUCAGCAGAAGGGCUGGUGGACCAUUGGCCUGAUUAAUGGCGCACACAAGUAUAUGACGGCCGAAACUUUCGGCUUCAAGUUGAAUGCGAAUGGCGCUAGCCUGAAGAAGAAACAAUUGUGGACAUUGGAGCCAUCGAAUACCGGUGAAAGUAUUAUAUAUUUACGAUCUCAUCUCAACAAAUAUCUAUCGGUCGACACGUUCGGCAAUGUGCUCUGCGAGAGCGAUGAACGAGAUGCUGGCAGCCGUUUCCAGAUCAGCAUCAGCGAGGAUGGCACCGGCCGUUGGGCGUUGAAGAAUGAAUCGCGCGGUUACUUCCUAGGCGGCACACCCGACAAACUCGUUUGUACCGCAAAGACGCCCAGCUCCAGCGAGUUCUGGACCGUGCAUCUGGCCGCAAGGCCACAAGUGAACUUGCGCUCCAUUGGACGCAAACGUUUCGCACAUCUGUCCGAAUCACAAGACGAGAUACAUGUCGAUGCAAAUAUACCAUGGGGCGAGGACACGCUCUUCACAUUGGAGUUCCGCGCCGAGGAGGGCGGACGUUAUGCUUUGCAUACAUGCAACAACAAGUAUUUGAAUGCUAACGGCAAACUGCAGACUGUCUGCAAUGAGGAUUGCCUCUUCAGCGCUGAAUAUCAUGGCGGACACUUGGCGUUGCGUGACAAGCAAAGUCAGUAUCUAUCGCCAAUUGGCUCCAAAGCUGUGCUGAAAUCGCGUUCCUCCACGGUGACACGUGAUGAGCUCUUCUCAUUAGAGGAUUCCUUGCCGCAAGCCUCAUUCAUAGCCGAGUUAAAUUCGCGUUACGUGUCGGUGAAGCAAGGCGUCGAUGUGACCGCCAAUCAAGAUGAGGUGGGUGAGAACGAGACAUUCCAGCUGGAGUUCGACUGGUCCGCCCAUCGUUGGGCGUUGCGCACCACACAAGACCGUUACUGGUGUCUGUCCGCCGGCGGUGGUAUACAAGCCACCGGCAAUCGUCGCUGCGCCGAUGCGCUCUUCGAACUGGUCUGGCAUGGCGAUGGCUCGCUCUCGUUCCGCGCGAACAAUGGCAAGUUUUUGGCCACCAAACGUUCGGGACAUUUAUUCGCCACGUCCGAGAGUAUUGAGGAGAUCACGAAAUUCUACUUUUAUUUGAUCAAUAGACCCAUACUUGUACUUAAAUGUGAGCAAGGCUUUGUCGGCUAUCGCACGCCCGGCAAUCUCAAGUUGGAAUGCAACAAGGCCACCUACGAGACGAUUUUGGUGGAACGCGCCCAAAAGGGUUUGGUGCACUUAAAGGCACACAGCGGCAAGUACUGGCGCAUAGAUGGUGAAGGCAUCUCCGUGGAUGCGGAUGCGCCUGCCGAUGGUUUCUACUUGGAGCUGCGCGAGCCCACCAGAAUUUGCAUAAGAUCGCAAACUGGCAAAUAUUUGGGCGCUACGAAAAAUGGCGCUUUCAAGCUGCUCGACGACGGCACCGACUCGGCCACACAGUGGGAAUUCUAAGCGACUACAAGGCGCUUACAACAAGGGCUGGGGCGCUUGCUUAAAUGAUAACAAUGUUUGUAUGCAAUUUCUGAAGCAUACAUGCAUGCCAAGAGUGGGAGUUGAAGAGAAAAAACAAAGAAAAAUUGUUUGCCAAUAAUGUCUGUGGAAGAAAAGCUAGCAUUCACACACACACACACACAUACAUAUGCAUACAUUUAAGUAAAAGUGAGUCAAAAAUUAAAGAAAAAUCAUAAAAGAAUAAAAACGAAAAAAGAAACGCGAGAACAAACGGAAAUAAGUUAAAUGAUAAUGAAUUAAAAUUAUUUUAAAAAAAUAUCGCAUGCGAUUUUCUACUGAACUAUCACUGAAAUUGUGUAGAAACGUAGCAAACUACAUGCAAUACAAUGCAAUUGAAGAUUUUAUAAAGCAAACAAUAUUUAAUGUAGUAAUUAAAGUAAUUUGUAUGAGAACAACAAUGAAAUGUGGUAAUGUUGCACUUUUAAAAGAAACGCUUUUACAUACAUACAAACAUACAUAUAUACACAGAGCAUGCAUGCAUACAUAUUCACAGCGGCAUAUUUUUAUACCAUAACAGCAAGAAGUGGCAAAUAUUACGUAAAAAAAACUAAAAUUUAUAGCAAUUAAUAUAAAAAUAUAAUAAAAAUAAAUAUAAAAACAAAAACAACAAAACAAAUUGUCAACUAAAACAGGAAACGCACAAUUUUUUACAUACUUUUUUAUACAGCAACAAAACAAAAAGUUUAGCUUUUAUACCAUGCAACUAAAAUAAAAAAAACAACAACAACAAAAAUAAGUAUAUAUAAAAAUUACACUGUGCUGUGUAGAGACAAGUGCGUGGCAUUUGUUUUUCCAUUUUAAAUAAAAUAAAAUUUAAUUUAAUUUUUCGAAAUCGUGGUGAAAAUCAAGAACAAGAAAGUCGAGAUCGGAAAUUGAAGAACAAAGCAGAACAUUUACUUUGACUGAAGUGUUAGAAACCAAUUGAUAUCGAUUUCGAAAACAACAAAUUUCCAAUAAAAAAUUCGAAAAAAAAGUUUUAGCUUAAGUCGGCUUAAGUUUUUUGCGGAAAUUUGUGCUCCGUAUGAGCAAUUUGAGCAAGAUUUUGUCUUUUAUUUUAUCAAAGAAAUUCUUAAAUUUCAAAACGUCCGCAAUAACUUAAGUUGUUAAGUUAAUUUAAAGUAUUUCCAUGGGUCUAUAAAUAAUAAUAUUCUACAGUUGUGUAUUGAAUAACUGUAAUUAUUUAUUUUUUUCCAAAACUUCUCGACACCAUUACGCCGCACUUGUCUCACACUGAAGUGUGUCGCGUAAUAAAAAAAUGCCAAUUUUGUGAGUCCUUCCUCUGCAAGUCCUUUUUAUAAAGUGAGUAAAAAAAUUUAAAAAAACAUACAAUUUAAUAAAAGUAAAUAAGUAUUAUAAAAAAAUAAUUAAAAUUUGAGAGUUUGGCAAUGAAAUUUAUAAAAAUUAUUUAACUAUUUUAUAUAAAAGAAAUCUAUUUUAUUGACAAUGCGUGAAUAUUUUAAAUGCUUUUUUAGCGAUUUUAAUCAGAAACUCCUCCAAUAGAUGUAUGCGUAUAUAUUCCUAUUAAAAAAAAAAAAAACAAAAAAA
Molecule: messenger RNA, 3608 nt
Organism: Zeugodacus cucurbitae (melon fly)
Lineage: Eukaryota; Metazoa; Arthropoda; Insecta; Diptera; Tephritidae
Gene: singed
Product: protein singed
Exons: 8
Coding region: 465-2003 (512 amino acids)
Biological process (GO): establishment or maintenance of cell polarity; cell migration; actin filament bundle assembly
Cellular component (GO): cytoplasm; actin cytoskeleton
Molecular function (GO): actin filament binding; protein-macromolecule adaptor activity
Source: RefSeq, a predicted model, not a curated record